Messenger RNA from Patella vulgata (common limpet), 987 nucleotides. Its product is annotated as probable 28S ribosomal protein S25, mitochondrial. The coding region runs from base 241 to 756 and encodes 171 amino acids. The record is from RefSeq and is a predicted model, not a curated record. Gene Ontology annotation, molecular function: structural constituent of ribosome. The transcript has 4 exons. NCBI's taxonomy places the organism in Eukaryota, Metazoa, Mollusca, Gastropoda, Patellidae. Gene Ontology annotation, cellular component: mitochondrion.
UAAUGAGGACUUCCGGUCAUGCUGUCUGCUGUAUCCAAAAUUUACCUUUUUAUUUGUUACUAAACAGUACAUGUUUUAUUUUCAUCUUUUAUAUAGGUCUUAGUUGUUUUGUUGUUAAUGCAAUAUUUUUACUUUAACUUAGCCUAAGUCUUAGCAUUCACUUUUGUUGCCGUUGGUGAAAAACAUUGAAACAAAUUUCAAACAAGACACAUAUCUAGCUAAAGACUAAACACCGACAACAUGCCUUUUAUGAAGGGUAGAGCUGCCAUUAGGCGGACAUUACAAUAUUUAGAAAGAGGCUCAUUAGUUUUAAAUGACAGUGUUCAAAUCAUGACUGUAAAUUAUAAUUCAGGCCACAAAGCGAGCAGGGGAACAUAUGACUUUAUAUUCUGGUAUUUAGGUCAAGUUCAGUUUAAAAAUCCAAGUGUACAGAUCCUUACCUUUAAAAAUAUGACACCAUCACCUUAUAUCAGUUUUUAUUUAGAUAAUGGAGAGAAAAUUUUGGUAGAUGCAGAUUCUAGAGAUAAAGAUGAAAUAUACCAGCAUAUUAAAACAGUCUUAGGAAAAUCAGAAGAAGAUUUACAGAAAGAGGCACUGGCUAGGGAAAAGAAGGCUAACCCUGCUAACUUUGGUCAUGGUUAUUCACGCUGGUGUAUAUGUGAAAUACCUGGACAAAUUCCCUGCCCAGGAUGGGUGCCACUACCAAAAGAAAUGAGAGGAAAGUAUAAUCUUCAAAAAAAGGAUGUUGAAGUGUGAUGUGAAGAUGUGCUUGAAAGAGAAGAGAUUGUGAUAAAGAUAAACGCUAGUGAAAGUGUAAAUAUAUUCAGAUUACUGAACCUACUAUAGUGCUAGAGAGAGUAUAUUAUAUAGGUUUAUACAAAUGAUUAGUAGUAAGCAGAAAUGUAAAAGUGUGUUUAUGACAAAACUGUCAAAGUAUGGUAUUUUUGUGCUGAAUAUGAAAUAUUGUAUUAAAAUUUUCUAGAUAUA